UGUAGAUCGCGUUGUUGUAAAAGUCAUGACGCGACUCAAAUAGAAAAGUGUAAUUUUCGAUUUGCCGUAAAGAACUAAAAGUAAUAACUUCUUUUUCUUUUGUGCCACUGUUGCGCAAUUCUUCCAUUGUGUUCGGUGCAACGCUGUUGAGCAGUAGGCGGAAACUGUCAAGAUGACGCGUAUCAAGUCGAAGUACGGGAAGCGCCUGAGCAUCUCUGCGCAGUUGCUGGCUCUGCCGCUAACCUUUCCGGGGGAGGAUCAUUUAAGUACUUCUUUUCGAUUUUUUCAACAUGGAAAUGCAAAUGGAUAAAAUUAAAAGUUCUAUGCAUAAUGAUGUGUCGCAUUUUUCCUUUCGUACACGCCAACACUGAUGUAGGGGGACGGUGAUGUAAGCCAAGAAGCCAAAAACGCGCUCGGGGACAAGAUAUUAAUAUACAAGCAGGUUGGUGCGUCAAUGCGUACGAGAACUUGCGGGGUACGCAGAACAUCCCCCCGCCGGACGAUGAGUACGACCGUGCGGCGGGCGUUUCGCUGAGCGAUGUGGUGCACGCGGACGGCUCGGUAUUGAACUGAUUUGCUUACUUUUUUUCGUUAUGCGGAUGUUGGAUGUAGCUCUGCAGGUGCGUAUGGUCAUACACCCUUAUGGACGAUUGGUAGUAAGAGUGGGUGGCCGAGAAUCGAAUUAGCAUAGAAGUUCGCGCCUCCGGUUGGGAGAGCGAUGGGCUACCGAGGUACGUCCGGGGGCGUAUCUACAUCAAUCAAUAUCAAUCGAAAUAGAAUAAUAACCAAAAUAAACGCAACAACAAACAGGCCUCUGUUUUGGAGAAGGAGCUGGUGAAGAAGACGGGGAAGGAUAAGAUGGUUGAACAGGAGGAAGCACAAGCGGGCGGCGUGAGCUCUAGCACUAGCGUGCCGACUGGAGAAAUGUUGGAAGCCCGCAUCAGACAACUCGCAAAAAAAACGCCUGCGUUGGAUGAAGAAGACGACCUACCUUUCAUCGACGCGUUAAAACGACUUGCUGAUCAACUCGAAGAAGUGCAAAAGGCGGGAACAAGGAAACUGAGCCCGGAAGAACACGAUAUCAUCGUCGCGAGCACAAGAGCCCAGCGAGCGGCCGUGAUUUACCGCGGCGACCGCUCCGCGACGGACAAUGGUUGGUACUAAUGGCGCCACUGCCGGUGAGGUGACGCAAGGUCGCUCGAGAUUUUUAAUCAUUUUUUGCAAGAGUAAAGAGCAAAGCUGUGCCAAGCUGAUUUACAAAAAAUUAAGUUACGUGAGAUUGACUCAGCCAGGAAUUUACACCCUAAACCUAAUAUAUUAAAUUAAUUUUUUUAUAAAUAUAUUGCUAUUUUCGGACAGUGCCCGAGCCGAAUUCUGAAAGUUUUCCCAUCUGUUUAACGAGUGUGAUAUUUUUUCUGUGCAGAAUUUAGAAUUGUGAAUGCCAACGAUGUUAAUAUUUAAUUAUGUAUGCGAUUUCGCUUUUCAUUCUUGAGGAGCUGACUAGGUCUAGAAAAAUGGAUGUGGUUUAGGUCCUCGUGCAAUAGCUUUCAUGUCCAUGAUUGUACAACCGAAUCGGUUAUUCAGCUAGGAGCGCGCACCAGGAGUUCCUGGAAUUACAAUACAUAGAGUGAGAUGCAUGCAGACAGCGGGCGCAGUACUAUACAGAGGCUUACUUACUCCGCCAACACUUUCUUCUCGAAAUCAAGACCAAAACCAAUGUGAUCGCUCUUCGUCUUCGUCUUCGAAACUAUAAUUAAGAUAUCAGACCCUUCUACUCGUGUUUUUAGCAAGCCAGUUCCUAUUAAUAACUCUUCGCUCGUAGAAUUGUUUAUCUCCUCCUAUUUGGCUCUUCCAAAAAACAAAAAGUAGAUGCGACGUAUGUAUAGAUUUGGCUAUGAUCAUCUAUCAUGUUGAUGUUAAUGAAUAAGAAAAAUGACUCCAUUGUGUUUUGGUUCUAGACCAGUGCCAUCGCACGCAUCAGCCGUAGCUCAGAGCGUUCAUUCUUGCUUGUUCUGUGGCUUCUCUCGGGCGUAUUAAUUCCAAGAUUUUGUUUUGGUGUGGUGGUGGAUUGUUGUGCUGCGGUAUGUUUUGCUUCUUGAUUGGGGGAGGAUGUGGCUCUCACAGCUGCUCACUGAAAAAAUAUAUCAAAAUUCAUAUCGCAUAUUUGCGGAUUCAUAUGUGGUCAUCUUCUUCCACACAGAGCAAAAAGCGUAGCCUCGCGCCAGAGUUAGUUUUAGUCAGUUUCCUCAGUGCUAAGUGCGUGAGCAGGUCCGUGAGAAAUAAAGAGGAAAAGAACAACCAAGACGAACAAGCCGCUGCUCGACUCCCUGGAGUUUGAGCGCGCACUACGAGCUAGCCGGAGCGAUCGCCGCACUAUUAACGCCGGCGACCGCCUGUGCUGCAAAAACAAAACAGCACGCAGCCACAAGAACAACAUCAAAAUAGAUUUAAAUAGAUUCUACCGAGUAACGCUAAUUGUGCAAGACUCUUGUUGGAAUGCACCAUCUACUUACGCAAUCUUCAUGACGCCUGAAAAAU
Messenger RNA from Amoebophrya sp. A120, 2538 nucleotides. The record is from the annotation of a GenBank genome assembly. NCBI's taxonomy places the organism in Eukaryota, Dinophyceae, Syndiniales, Amoebophryaceae.